GCGGAGCCGCGAGCGAGCGAGCGAGGCGGAGCCGGCGGCCGAGGAGCCGAGCGCAGGUCCCGCGCAGCCCGCGCCGCGAACAAAGGCCGCCAUGAAGCCGGGGCCGCCGCGCCGCGGGGCCGCACACGGGCCGCGCGUGGACACCGCCACCCACGCGCCCGGGGCCCGCGGGCUGCUGCUGCCACCGCUGCUGCUGCUGCUGCUGGCCGGCCGCGCCGCAGGGGCUCAACGCUGGCGCAGUGAGAACUUUGAGAGGCCGGUGGACCUUGAGGGCUCAGGGGAUGACGACUUGUUUCCUGAUGAUGAACUGGACGACCUCUACUCAGGGUCGGGCUCCGGCUACUUCGAGCAGGAGUCUGGCCUUGAGACAGCCAUGCGGUUUGUCCCCGACAUGGCCCUGGCUGCACCUACUGCGCCUGCCGUGCUGCCCACCACAGAUAUCCAGCCCGUGGAUACCCCGCUUGAGGAGCUCCUUUCUGAGCAGCCCAGCCCGGAACCAGUUACCAGUCCCCCGCUGGUGACAGAGGUGACAGGAGUCCUGGAAGAACCCAGCCAGAGAGCCACCACCGUCUCCAUCACCACAUCUACCACCGCUGCCACCACUACAGGGGCCCCCACUAUGGCCACAGCGCCUGCCACGGCAGCCACCACUGCUGCUAGCACUCCCGAGGUACCCCCUGCCACGGCCACCAUUGCUGACGUAAGGACCACCAGCAUACAAGGGCUGCUGCCUCUUCCCCUGACCACGGCUGCCACAGCCCAGGCCACUACCCCAGCAGCACCCUCACCGCCCACGACGGUGGCUACCUUGGACACGGAGGCCCCGACACCUAGGCUGGUCAACACAGCUACCUCGAGGCCAAGAGCCCUUCCUCGGCCAGUCACCACCCAGGAGCCUGAUGUUGCUGAGAGGAGUACCCUGCCAUUGGGGACCACCGCUCCUGGACCCACGGAGGUGGCUCAGACCCCGACUCCAGAGUCCCUUCUGACCACGGUCCAGGAUGAGCCAGAGGUGCCAGUGAGUGGGGGGCCCAGCGGGGACUUUGAGCUUCAAGAAGAGACCACACAACCCGACACAGCCAAUGAAGUGGUAGCUGUGGGAGGAGCCGCGGCCAAGCCCUCACCUCCACCGGGGACACUGCCCAAGGGUGCCCGCCCAGGCCCUGGCCUCCACGACAACGCCAUCGACUCAGGCAGCUCGGCAGCCCAGCUCCCUCAGAAGAGCAUCCUGGAGAGGAAGGAGGUGCUCGUAGCUGUGAUCGUGGGUGGGGUGGUGGGCGCCCUCUUCGCCGCCUUCCUGGUCACACUGCUCAUCUACCGCAUGAAGAAGAAGGACGAGGGCAGUUAUACCUUGGAGGAGCCCAAGCAGGCGAGCGUCACGUACCAGAAGCCUGACAAGCAGGAGGAGUUCUAUGCUUAGCAGAGCCACAGCGCCUCCUGUAGCCAGCUUGCCCUGUCCCUGGCCCCACAACAGCCCAGACCUGGGCCUGGACAGGAGCCUGGCCCUGCUUCCUUCUGCCCAGGCCGCUAGCAUAACACGGACGGUCGGUCCUAAGAAACAGGGGCGCUGCCAUCUGCCCCAGACUGUGCCCUUCUGAGCUCUUCUCUAGCCCCACCCCCUCCAGCCUGGGGCCUCAGGAUCUUGUGUCCCAUGGACAAGAGGAAGGAAACCCCAGGAUGCUGGGAGAAAUCGGGGCAAGGCUAAGAUGGCCCACGGCGCUUGCUGAUGUCGUCUUGCUACAGGGGCCACUGUGCUGGCUUCCUCGACCAACACAUGGCACACCUAGCCUCCCAAAUCAAAAUCAUCCAGAUGCUGCAGCCCUGAGCUGUUGUCCCAAGGCCUUUUUGGGCGGGAGGGUGCCCUCUGUCACCAGCCUGAGCUCGUUAUGGGGUCACUGUCCCCUCCCCUCUGCCCAAUGCACACGUCCCCAGGCUGCACCUCCUUCUGCAUUGCCUCCCAGGGAAAGGGCUUCCUCAGUGCACAGGGCAGCCAGUGGUGAGAGAGGCCACUCUGGUGCCCCUCUGGAGAGGGGAUUGCCACAUAGCCUCUGUCAGCCACUGCUAUACAUCCUGUAACGUGUUCACACAGAAGACGAAAACAUACCCAGUCUUAAUCACCCAGCCAGUGAAACAUCACACACAUGCACCUCCUUCACACAGUGCUGAGACACCCUGACACUUCUGCCAUGCAGGCCCCUGUCAUCAUCACCAGUGGUGACCAUGCCACCUUCCUCCCACUCUAUUUCUUUACACACAUACUUUGGUCCUGCACCCGGCUCCUAACCAUCCGGGUCACUGAGGAAGGCAGGGCCAAGUUGUAGGCAUCAGCCCAUAUUGGGUCCCCCAGAGUCUCACCCUAUCCCACUUGGUCCCCACCGUGACACCUAUACCAGCCACACUGACGCUGAUUCCAGCUGAUGUCAGACACAAUCCCACACAGAUGCAGUCUCCCUCCUUACUGUGGCUCACAGAGAGGGAGGUUUGGGGCUAGUCUCCACCAGCCACAUCUGAAGGAAGAAGGCUUGAUGCCCCAAGCCAGGCUGAGGGCUGGGAAGGGAGCUAGGAUCUCCCAGGACCAAGGAGCUGUGUGGUUGUCCCUGGUUUUCUCUUACCCCUUUCUGCUCUGAGCCAGGAGCUGUCUCUGCCUCCCAGGACACAUGUUUCCAAAGUGCCUGUGAGGGUGUGCCUCCGCCCAGGCCCUCUGUGUCCCCUGCCUCAGGCCUACCCACCCUGGGUCCUCUGUGGACACAACUGACCAGGCAACUUGGCAGUUCUGGUGACAAUUGGAUCGACCCACAGCCUAGCAGACUCAUCCCAGUGCCGUAGGCCUUGAGAGCAGUUGAUGGGGACAGGGGUGUCACAGGCCCCAAGUCUACCUUCCUGUCUUUGUUACCCUUAGAAGUGGGGUUGUUUCAGAGAUAUUUUAAAUGUUGGGAAUCACCAUUAUCUUUUGGGGAAGGGGGUGUGUGCCACGAGAGUUCUUAGCACCAAAGGGGUGGGGCUUAGGUUACCCUUGGCCAGCACCUCUCCCCCAUCUCUCACACAUGUCCCAGGUUCAGUCAGGUGACCACCUGUUAUUUCUGUUUCAUUUUUAAGAUUCCUCGACAGCAGACUUGGGCAGAGUGAGGACCCCCAUCUGGACAGUGGAGGCAGGGUCUAGGCAAUCAGCACCGCUUGUCUUUCUGGGGUGGAGGUGUCCCACUGUCGGGCUCUGUUGCUCUGUCUUCCAGACCCCAUGACUCCCUUGAUGGGGCUUAGAGUUUUGUUGGGAAGCCAGUUGGCUCAGACUUUGAGGAGAGGGAAGGAAUGAGAGGGGUCCUAGGCCCAUGAGACCUGGAGGAGGGAGCAUGGCCAAGGUCUUUCCUGAAGCAGGAGAGCUGGGUAGGGAGCAGAAGAGAGCCAGUGCCCCAGCCCCUAUCCUCUACUCCCUGGUGGGCUGCUGUCUUGGGGACUGGAGCUUUGGUGGGGAGGCUUGGGAGCUGGGGGAGGCAGCCUCCAGGUGCUCAGCCCACGGGGACACCGGGACCAAGGCAGGAGAGCCCAGCUUCUGUGAUAGAGCCCACUUCUCACAUCUCAGGGUGGCUCUGGCCUUGGGGCUGUGGAUUUGGCCCUCUGGUCCAGCACUUUUCUGUAGCCUCAGCAUUUGAGAGAAGAGGCUGUGGGCCUUGUGUAUGGGGCCCAGGCCCCAAGGCCAAUGUCUAGGCUUUAUGCCUGUGAAAUUUGACCUGAAGGUUAAUGGUGUGAGCAGCCCAGAUGCACUGGGCCAGCCUGAUGAGGCCAGGACGAUUUAAGAGAGCUCAGUUCAAAGGGUGAACUGAGGCUCUGUCUAGUGCAAUGUAGGUGCGGGGUCCCCACCCUGCCCCGGAAACAGUGCGGUACGUGCAGAGCCUGUCCAAACGAGUCCAGAGACGCCUCCGUGCUCCUGGGAAGGUGUUCAGGACGCCAGCAUGCCUGGAAGCAUAGUGCACUCUGAAAGAGAGGCGUUUGAUGUGUCUUCUCCAGGCCCUGGUUUCCCAAGAGAAGCAAGACAUGCUGAGGCCAGAGAGCUGCAGAGCUAGGCUUCGUCUCUCUUGAGGGCCAGACUAGGGACUCUAUGUGCAAGAUUGAUCACCUUUGGUUGUCAGAGGCAUGUGGGUGAUAGCCGGGACUGGCUGGGCAGACCUGCAGCAGAGCUUAGGGUGCUGGGGCCAGUCCCCCUGGGCUUGGCUUAGCCAUCCACCAGGCCUCCAGGCUGGGGCUCCCUCAGAGAGCAGAGCCAACAUAGCUUUUGGGGCAGGGAUGGCUGCCUAGGCUGCCCUGGCUUCCCCCUAGGAUGUGCCUCCCCAGCCUUGGUGACUGUAAAUAGAAGCCCACACUGUACAGAUUUACAGAGAGGCCCAAACUGGGUCCAGGAGUCACCAUCUGAGGGGCUGAUGGCCUGGCUUCCCCCCAGGUGCCCUCUGGGCUCUUGGGUGUGCCUGGCCCCAGCGUGGUGAAUGCAUGUAAAUACUUUUCGUAGACAGUGUGGCUCCAGAGAGCCCCCUGAGACAGUGCCCCCCGCCCCACUGGUUUAUCCUCUCUCCUGUACAGAGCCUUCUCAGCCCUUGGCAACCAGGAAUGGGGUUUUCUCCCCUCCCCAGGCUCCUCCUCCCCUUCCCUUCCCUAUAACCUGUUUAUUAACCAUCCCUGUCCUGAGUUCAUGGCCAAAACUUAAAUAAGGAAUGGAGAGGAGACAGUUGGAUAAAGAUACCAAGGCCUGGUCCACCCCACCACGGGUGCUCACCCACGCCUGCCUUGGGAAGGCUGCAGCUUGCUUUGUUUUGUUUUCUGUUUGUUUUGUUCUGUUCUUUUU
Onychomys torridus (southern grasshopper mouse) is the source of this 4831-nucleotide messenger RNA. RefSeq names its product syndecan 3 (gene Sdc3). Lineage: Eukaryota; Metazoa; Chordata; Mammalia; Rodentia; Cricetidae. The transcript has 5 exons. The record is from RefSeq and is a predicted model, not a curated record. Gene Ontology annotation, biological process: cell migration. Gene Ontology annotation, cellular component: membrane; cell surface. Bases 92 to 1420 code for a protein of 442 amino acids.